This is a messenger RNA of Pistacia vera, 1514 nucleotides long. Its product is annotated as la-related protein 6A. Gene Ontology annotation, biological process: RNA processing. The transcript is spliced from 11 exons. Gene Ontology annotation, cellular component: nucleus. Gene Ontology annotation, molecular function: mRNA binding. NCBI's taxonomy places the organism in Eukaryota, Viridiplantae, Streptophyta, Magnoliopsida, Sapindales, Anacardiaceae. The coding region runs from base 176 to 1300 and encodes 374 amino acids. The record is from RefSeq and is a predicted model, not a curated record.
UGUAGGGGAGAUCAGAGAGAGAGAGAGAGAGGCGAGACGAGAGAGCGGGCGAGAGAAGAACAAUGGGCGGGAGGGCUUUUUAACGAAGAAAAAUCUUUAAUCAUUUCUUGCCUUAAUAGUCUUCUUCUUUCUUCUUUUUUGUAACUCUCCACUCUCCUCCUUUCCUUUUCUCCUAAUGGACGGCGUUAACGGUUCCACCUCCACCACCGCCACGGUUGUCGAUGAAACCGUUGAUGUUUUACUACCGUCUCCUCCGCAUGAUCCUGAUUUCUCUCCUGUUGGAUCACCCGAGUCCGUUGAUGUUCCUAUUCCACCGUCUGAUGAUGAUCCUGAUCACGUUCCCGCUGAAGAUCAAGCGAAAGAACCCGAACUCCCAUCUACUGCACCCGUUCUUGCCGACGAUCUGAAACUUAAGAUUAUUAAGCAGGUCGAAUAUUAUUUUAGUGAUGAAAAUUUGCCCACCGACAAGUAUAUGAUGAGUUUGAUUAAGAAGAACAAAGAAGGGUUUGUUCCUAUCUCGGUUAUUGCUUCUUUUAGGAAAUUGAAGAAGCUUACCCAAGACAACAAAUCAAUAGUGGCUGCACUCAGGGAAUCGUCCUUGCUUGUUGUUAGUUCAAAUGGGAAGAAAGUGAAACGCCUUAAUCCUCUUCCAGUCACUGAGGUCAAGGAUUCAAAGUUAUUCACUGUUUUGGUAGAAAAUCUGCCAGAGGAUCACUCGGUGGAGAACAUCCGGAAAAUAUUUGCUCAAGCCGGAAAUAUAAGAAAGAUAUGCAUCCGUGAUCCACAUGCCACGGAAGAGUCAAAAAAAGGCAGCAAGGCUGAGUUUAUGAUCAGUAAUAAGUUGCAUGCACUAGUGGAGUAUGAGACCGUGGAGGCUGCUGAGAAAGCAGUGGUAACAUUAAAUAAUGAACAAGACUGGAGAAAUGGCAUGCGGGUUAAGCUUCUUAAGCGAGUGGCCCAGUAUGGCCACAGAAGGCAAUGCUGGAGGGUUGAUUCCGAAAGGAGUAACACUGGGCGAACAUCUGAUCCUUUGGGUGAUGAAGAGAACAAUAACUUAAGUGAGAAUCAGGAUGAUACCCCUGAUGAAGAGGAUGGGGACCGUAUAUCCAAGGAGAAAAAUGGGCAGAAAGGCAGAAAUCGUGGACGACCAAGGAGACAAAGAUACCGUGGAAGCAAUGGGCUGGGCCAUGGAACAAUUUCCUCCAGUUAUGAAGCUGCGAAGCCACCUCCUGGCCCAAGAAUGCCCGAUGGAACCAGAGGGUUCACCAUGGGACGUGGUCGACCUCCCGUUUCUAUCUAAAAUUAGCCAGUGAUUUGAUCUCUACAUCUAUUGUAAAAUCCUUGUGCUAUAUUUGUAUAGAUGUGGAAAAUGGAUGUGGAUGUUUGAAUGUGCUUGCAAUGACUAAAUGUUGUAAGACAAAGGUGUUUUCUAGGUUGUAACACCUGGGCUUUGAUGCUGCUGUUUAGUUUACGAAUGAAGCAGCAUUACGAGUAAAACGGGCUCGUAUUUGGGA